Messenger RNA from Nannospalax galili (Upper Galilee mountains blind mole rat), 1335 nucleotides. RefSeq names its product cysteine rich DPF motif domain containing 1 (gene Cdpf1). The record is from RefSeq and is a predicted model, not a curated record. Lineage: Eukaryota; Metazoa; Chordata; Mammalia; Rodentia; Spalacidae. The transcript is spliced from 4 exons. Bases 550 to 906 code for a protein of 118 amino acids.
CAGCUGCGAUUGCAGAGGGAGCACCUAGCCAGUAAUCUAAGGAGCACAGGGCCUGGGAGACCUAGACAGAUGGAAGUGUGGGGGAGCGCCAAACAGCUAAAAGCUUUAAUGAAAUACUGUAUACCAGACACCUUAAGUGAACCAGGAGAGCCCAUGGGAAUCUCAUACUUCCGGGAAAUGGCAGGGAAGAAUGCUCUAGGGCAAGUGAAAAUGUCCUGCAUCCAGGAAAAGGAAUGGAAGCUCAGAGUACACUUGAACCUGUCCUGAAACAGCACCUGAGAGGCCAACAUAUCACACCUAAGCACAAGUAAUGCUAGAGAAAUUUGAAGCCAGUAACAGCAGCCAGGAAACCCCCAACCCACCUCAAUGAUUGACUGGAUUAAUUCCUUACCACACAACAAAGGCCUGCCACACAAAUCCAUUCUCUAGCCCAAAUACUGCUUACCCCUACUACCUUACAAAUUCAGCUUACAACCCUAACAGACACGAGAAAGACCAACGGAACAAUCUUCUGUCAAGAAUCAAAAUAAUCAAUAGAUCUAAAACCAGAUGGUGUCCCAGGCAGAGCCCCACCCCCUGGGCAUGUUUGAGUGCCAGCUUUGUGCCUUGACAGCUCCAUACAGCUACGUGGGGCAGAAGCCCCCUGAUACCCAGGCUGUUGUCCUUCUGGAGGAGAGCUACAUUAUGAAGGAUCCCUUCUCCUUGGACAAGGCCAAGUUCCUGGUCCUUGGUGCACGGUGCAGCAUGUGUGGCAAACUGGUGUGUGUGGGCCCGGAGUGCAGCCUGUUCUACUCCAGGAGGUUCUGCCUCCCCUGCGUCCAGGAGAACAUCAGUGCCUUCCCUGAGGAAAUCCAGCAAGACCUGAAGAGGAGAACUCCGUCCCAGAGGCCUUCCAGCCAACCCUGAUGUGGGAGGGCACAAUGCGCUGUGUAGCACUGUGGGCUUGCCUGGGACCUCAGCUGGGAGCUGUGUAUCUGGCCUUCUCUGCACUGCUGUGUACAGCACUGCAGCCCCAGGGACUGGGGAGCCACGUGAGGACGGGACAUCAGGAGUAGACCAGCCGGCUGGAGUGAGGGAGAGGGAGGCCCUCCGGUGGACAGUUGGCUGACACCUCUUGUAUAUGUACCUGUGGGGAGACACCCAGCUGCUCAGGGACUUCUCAGUAACAUGGUCAUUUGUCUCUAAGGAAAUCAGCAUCUGAAGCUGUACCUGCAGCAGGCCGGACGGCAUAGAGAUUUACUUCCGGCCGUGUGACACCUGGGAAAUGUUUUAAAGCCUGGUUGUGUAUUAUAUUUAUAAUUAAAAACUCAAAGAAUCAGCUAAUGGUUUGAGUAA